UGGCAUUUUGAAUUGAAACCGGCAACGCCAUUUUCUUUUCGUUUGGAAUUCGUUAACGGUAGGCAUUUCAUAAGUUCAACUGAUUAGUUACCGGUGAUUACUUGUAAACGAAAGUACAAAAUCUGUGUACAACAAUGUCCGACAAAAGUGAGCCCGAACAAUUUCGUAAACUCUUUAUUGGUGGCCUUAACUAUAAAUCAACGGAAGAAUCUUUAAAGGCUCAUUUUGAAAAAUGGGGUGAGAUAGUUGAUUGUGUCGUUAUGCGAGAUCCACACACUAAAAAAUCGCGUGGAUUCGGCUUCAUCACCUACAAGCGAGCUCAUAUGGUGGACGAUGCUCAAGCGGCCAGACCUCACAAAAUCGACGGCAGAGAAGUAGAACCCAAGCGUGCUGUACCACGAGAGGAUUCUGGUAAACCUGAAGCUCAGGUAACUGUAAACAAACUUUAUGUGAGUGGCUUGAAAGAGUUAGGCGAAGAAGAUCUUCGGGAAUAUUUUGUUACCUACGGUAAUAUUGUGAGUGUAAAUGUUGUUGUGGAUAAAGCAACUGGUAAGAAACGAGGUUUUGCUUUUGUAGAAUUUGAUGACUAUGAUCCUGUGGACAAAAUUGUGCUUCAAAGGCACAACUGCAAAGGUCAGCGACUUGAAGUUAAAAAAGCCCUUUCUCGAGAAGAAAUGAAUAAAAUAAAGAGCAAAGACAUGGGUGGUUAUGGUGGACGUGGAGGCAGAGGUGGGCCUAACUCUGGUCGAGGUGAAUGGCGUACUGCAGAUGAAUUUGAUCGUGGCUACGGAGGUGGAUAUGGUGGUGGCUACAACAGUGGUGGUUAUGGUGAUAGUUAUGGAAAUGGUGGUGGCGGCGGCUGGGGAAGCAACUCUUAUAAUGAUGACUAUUCCAACUCCGGAGGUUGGGGAGGAGACUAUGGAGACUCGAGUUACGGUGGUGGUCCAAUGAGAGGAAGUGGGGGCUAUACUCAGCGAAGUCAAGGUCCAUAUGGCAGUCGUGGUUCUGGAGGUUAUGGACGAAGAUAAGCUAGUAAUAACAUUUAUCAUGAUCUUUCAUAUUGUCAUGCAUCUUCUUCACGUGACAUAUUUUGUGUAAUGAAUUUUUUAUCUUAGCAUCAUUUUUUAGCUACACAAUCAAACCAGUCUUGAAAGAUUGUCCUCAAAUCAUUUUUUGUGAGUAUUCAGUUCAAUACUUGCUACCAAGGUGGUAAUAAAUUUUAUAUUGGAAUUUG
Messenger RNA from Argiope bruennichi, 1234 nucleotides. RefSeq names its product heterogeneous nuclear ribonucleoprotein A1, A2/B1 homolog. NCBI's taxonomy places the organism in Eukaryota, Metazoa, Arthropoda, Arachnida, Araneae, Araneidae. Gene Ontology annotation, molecular function: RNA binding. The transcript has a single exon. The record is from RefSeq and is a predicted model, not a curated record. Bases 135 to 1028 code for a protein of 297 amino acids.